AAAAAAAACCUAAAUUCUUUGCUUUCCUCCACCCUCCAACACUCAUUGGCUGUCAACCCUAUUAAUUGCCACUGCGCGCCGAUUUACUGUCCGGUGUCCGCAUCUGAAACAACCACACGUCUCUCUGUGUAUUUGUGUUUGUGGAAUUCUUGGUGUGAAAUCCUCGUUCCACAAGAGUGGUGGGUUGUUUUUGUCCAAACCCAAUCACUUGCAUGUGGCUCCCAACUUCUCCUAAUAUUGAAUUAAUUUUUUUUCUUUAGUUUCAAGACUCUAUCACAUCGCAGACCUUCUCCCCCAAUUCCUUCCCUUUUCUGCAGUUUUUUCCUUCUCCCAACAGGAAAAAAGCGGGCAGCUUUUCAUGGGAAAUUUCCACUUACUCUUUUUCUGAUUUAAUUAUCUGGGUGAGGCUAAAUUUGUUGAUUGGAUUCAUUUGUGCUCUUUUUACUUUGUUCUGUGCUGCUGAAAUCAUCAACGUUUGAAUGGGGGACGUAGCGAAGGACUUAACUGCUGGGACUAUUGGGGGGGCGGCACAAUUGAUUGUUGGGCACCCUUUUGACACCAUCAAGGUCAAGCUUCAGAGCCAGCCUGCUCCACAACCUGGCCAGCCUCCUAAAUAUGCAGGUGCAAUGGAUGCUGUCAGGCAGACUUUGGCUGCUGAAGGCCCAAGGGGUUUAUACAAGGGUAUGGGGGCUCCACUUGCUACUGUGGCAGCCUUCAAUGCUGUCCUUUUCACCGUGAGGGGACAAAUGGAGGCAUUGUUGAGAUCUCAACCUGGUGCUCCACUCACCGUUAGCCAGCAGAUUGUUUGUGGGGCAGGAGCUGGAGUUGCUGUUUCUCUCCUUGCUUGCCCUACUGAGUUGAUUAAGUGCAGGCUGCAAGCGCAAAGUGCCUUAGCUGGUUCUGGCCCAGAAGCUGUGGCAGUGAAGUAUGGUGGACCAAUGGACGUGGCCAGGCAUGUUAUCAAAUCUGAAGGUGGUAUGAGGGGUCUUUUCAAGGGCUUGGUACCCACUUUGGGACGUGAGGUUCCAGGAAAUGCUAUUAUGUUUGGUGUCUAUGAAUUACUGAAGCAAUCCUUGGCAGGAGGCCAGGAUACUUCUCAAUUGGGCAGGGGCUCUCUGAUGUUAGCUGGAGGCUUGGCUGGAGGAUCUUUUUGGCUAAUGGUAUACCCUACCGAUGUAGUCAAGAGUGUAAUUCAGGUAGAUGAUUACAGAAAUCCCAAGUUCAGAGGCUCCAUUGACGCUUUUAGAAAGAUCCUGGCAUCGGAGGGUGUCAAAGGCUUGUAUAAGGGUUUUGGCCCUGCUAUGGCCCGAAGCGUGCCUGCAAAUGCAGCAUGUUUCUUGGCAUAUGAAGUCACAAGGUCUAGUUUAGGAUGAUUGAUUUAUCAUUUUGACCACUGUUAUCAUUUUGCUUAUCUCGAAGUCCUCUCUUGCCAUUGAAUGAGAGCUUCUUCGAGUAAUUGUUUAGCAAUAUGAUAACAGUUUAUUUAUCAGAAAAUGAAUAGGCCUUUUAUCCUCACAAAUUUCUGUGAUGAAAGAAACACUUACGACACCAAUAGUUGCAUAUUUUUAUCAUUUACAGCA
Hevea brasiliensis (rubber tree) is the source of this 1580-nucleotide messenger RNA. RefSeq names its product mitochondrial carnitine/acylcarnitine carrier-like protein. The coding region runs from base 480 to 1373 and encodes 297 amino acids. The record is from RefSeq and is a predicted model, not a curated record. The transcript is spliced from 4 exons. Gene Ontology annotation, molecular function: L-ornithine transmembrane transporter activity. NCBI's taxonomy places the organism in Eukaryota, Viridiplantae, Streptophyta, Magnoliopsida, Malpighiales, Euphorbiaceae. Gene Ontology annotation, biological process: mitochondrial L-ornithine transmembrane transport.